GGAUGUUACUUGUGAAGUAAUGUAGGACAGCCCUGUCUCUCUGCAUGUCUCACGGUGAAGGCAGGAGCUGCAGGGUGUAAUUUCAUGGAUCUGGGUUUUGUGCAGACACGCGUUCAGAGUGUGCUGCUGCUGCGGAAGCAACAAUUUAUUUUUGGCAUCUGACAUUAAAGCUCACCCUUUGCAAUGGCAGCGGCCCCACAAAGCCGCCACAGCACCGUGUUGAGUGGACAUCUUUUUUCGUCCUCUUACACUUUGUGAACAGGCAGAGUAAUAAUGACGGACACCGUGUUAUAACCGGGACUGAGCAGCACGGGACACGCUGUGUUGUGUCAGCGACCUGUUGUGAGCUGUAAGAGGAGAACAGUUGUGCAGCUGCGGCGGUGAACCAGCAUCACAGCCAUCAUGACCAAAGAGGAGGAGAUCCCUGACUGGGUGGGAGCCCAGGAGUUCUACGACAAGUAUGACCCCAAGGAGAUUCUGGGACGGGGAGUGAGCAGUGUGGUGCGUCGCUGUGUUGACAAACGGACGUCUCAGGAGUACGCGGUGAAGAUCAUCGACAUCACCCCCUCGGACAAGAUGACCCCGCAGGAGAUCGACGAGAUCAGAGAGGCGACGGUGAAGGAGAUCGACAUCCUCAAGAAAGUCUGCGGACAGGACAACAUCAUACAGCUCAAAGACUGCUACGAGUCCAAAGCCUUCUUCUUCCUGGUUUUUGACCUGAUGAAGAGGGGUGAGCUUUUUGACUACCUCACGGAGAAAGUUACUCUGAGUGAGAAGGAAACCAGGAAGAUCAUGCGUGCUCUGCUGGAGGUGGUCCAGUAUCUCCACGGCCAGAACAUCGUCCACCGGGACUUGAAGCCAGAGAACAUCCUUUUAGACGACGAGAUGAACAUCAAACUCACCGACUUUGGCUUCGCUGUGCAAAUCAAGCCGGGACAGAAGCUCAAAGGUGUCUGUAACGCAGAGGUGUGUGGGACCCCUGGUUACCUCGCUCCUGAGAUCAUCGAGUGCUCCAUGGACGCAGGGCACGCAGGAUAUGGUGCUGCUGUGGACAUAUGGAGUUCAGGGGUGAUCAUGUACACGCUGCUUGCAGGCUCUCCGCCCUUCUGGCACAGGAAACAGAUGAUGAUGCUGCGUAUGAUUUUGACCGGGAGCUACGACUUCUCGUCUCCAGAAUGGGAAGACCGCUCAGACACCGUUAAAGAUUUGAUCUCUCGGAUGCUGGUGGUGGACCCAAAGCAGCGAUUCACAGCUGGUGAUGUUCUCAACCACUCGUUCUUUUCACAGUAUGUGGUGGAUGAAGUACGACAGUUCAGUCCGUACAGACGCUUCAAGGUCAUUUGCAUGACUGUUCUCGCCACAAUGAGGAUCUACUGCAACUACCGCCGUGCCAAGCCCGUCACCAAAGAGGUGAUCAAGAGUGACCCGUACGCUGUCAAGCCCAUCCGCAAGCUCAUUGACGCGUGUGCAUUCAAGAUCUACGGCCACUGGGUCAAGAAGGGCCAAACUCAGAACAGAGCAGCACUUUUCGAGAACACUCCCAAGGCCAUCCUGCUGUCGAUGGCAGCUGAGGCCGACGAGCCGAUCCACCACAUCUGGUAACGAGCACUUGUUCCUCAGGACAGAUCUGCUGGAGGUAAUGGGGAUGCUCUUCUCCAUUGUGUAAAAGACAUUAACCCACUACUAGCAGACACGGUUAAUUUAAGUUUGUCUUGAAUGUGGAGAGCAUAUUUUGCAAUGCAGCACUGGUUAAUAAAGUGGGAUUGUUUUACCUCAAGAACUGCUCACUAAGUGUGGCUUACAUACCACUGUUCAACACUUGCUUUCUGUCCUCUGAAAAUUGAGUUGUUCUCUCUUUGAUGCGUGUUUAAAGCAAAUUGAGCCAGAAGCCACCAUAUCGUUAUCAACGAGGCAGUUUCUUUUAACACCAUGCGACAAUCUCCAUAUCUCAGAUGUGGACACGAGGUUUCCACCUCAUCUUUUACUAUAUGAAUUAUAACCUUGUUUUAAUGUUUUGUUCAAGAUUAAAAUAUAGAUUUCAAUCUUAAAUUAUCAUGUUCAGAAUCAGUUGAAGAGUUCCUGGUUGUGUAGAUGAUGCCCUGCCGCAAUACGUGACUCUUUUCCUUACAAACAUCUGUUUUGUCAGAACUGAAGCCUUGGCGCAGCAGUCAAAGCAAAACUUGUGGAAAUAACCUACAAAAUUUAGCUACUAUGAAAGUGAACCUGCGUACUUGAAAUGGCAUGGACUUGUGUACUGUGUGGCUAUUUGAUCAUUAUGCAGGAUGUACUACUUACUGUACUAGUAACAGCUUCAAGGGAAGAUGAUAGCACUUUAAAAUGUAUGCUAUGGAUUUAUUUAUUAAAAAUGAUUUUAAUUUAAAA
Siniperca chuatsi (mandarin fish) is the source of this 2382-nucleotide messenger RNA. RefSeq names its product phosphorylase b kinase gamma catalytic chain, skeletal muscle/heart isoform-like. The record is from RefSeq and is a predicted model, not a curated record. NCBI's taxonomy places the organism in Eukaryota, Metazoa, Chordata, Actinopteri, Centrarchiformes, Sinipercidae. Bases 403 to 1602 code for a protein of 399 amino acids. Gene Ontology annotation, biological process: protein phosphorylation; glycogen biosynthetic process. Gene Ontology annotation, molecular function: calmodulin binding; ATP binding; phosphorylase kinase activity. The transcript is spliced from 10 exons. Gene Ontology annotation, cellular component: phosphorylase kinase complex.